CACACACACUCACGCCAAUCUCUGUUGUGUCUCUCCAAACUGCACAUGUUUCUUAGCUCUGCGGAAAAGAGAGGCACAUCCUGGAUCAGCUGCUACAUAUGCAGUCUUCCUUAAACAUGUAGCACAAGUAGCAGCUCAAAGUGAGUUCCGAUUACAAUAAAGUGGACCUGAUCUAAACAAGGAUUUUUAUUUAAGACUCUCGAGCAGCUGUAUACCGAAACAGACGCUGGAGGACCUGUGAAGGCAGACAGCUCUCAAGACUUCCUGCUCAUCACUUGUUCUCCAGAAACAUCUUUAUACAACAAAUAUGAAAGAAAGUUUCAGUGGCUACGAGAACCAGCUCUUCAAAGAGGAGGACCUGACCGGAGAGGAGGAGGAGAUGCCUCCCUUCAGAGGAAGAACCCGAGGGGGUUGUGUGAAAUGUCAACAGACUCGCUCUCUCCAGCUGGCGGUCAGAGUUCUCUACGGCUUCUUUGCCUUCAUAGUCAUCACAUUGACAGUCCUGGCUUCUCUGGUUUUUAGGAAGGUUGACAGCUUAUCUGAAGAGGAAUUGCUUUUUCAGAAAAAGAUCCAGGGGAGUACUCAAGAUUUUAGCACCUUGAACUGUACAGAAUGCUACAAUGCAGUUCAAUUCCAGGAAGAAAUCCUCAGACUCAAGAAAGAACUCGAAGACCUUCAAAAGACGGUUGUGGGUCAAGAGCAGUCACUAAACCAGACUACUCAGUCGCAAAGUACUUUAAAACAAUCCAGUAACAGGAUGAUAAGAGAUGUCCAGGCUUAUGGGAUUACUGUUAAACGAAUAAACCAAUCUCUUGAGCAGUAUCUCAAUCAGGUAAAUGGUUGGCAGGCUGUUAUCAAUGAGACCGAUCAGGGCAUGAAGACGUUGGUCCAAGACCAGUUUGAUUUAAAGGCUACUGUGCAACAAGUUAACACUACUGUCACACUUAGUGCCUUGUGGAUUGAGGCUCUUAAGAGAAAGGCCGAAGAAGAGGAAUUGGUGUUACAGAAAAUAACCAAAGACUGGCAGAACUACAGCAGAACACUAAGUGGACUCAAAUCCAAUUCCAGCACCAAUGUCCAAACAAUGCGAAUCAUUCAGAAUGGCAUCUCUGCCACACAUCAGAGAAUCAGCAUAAGCUCAGAUAUGGUGCAUGAACUUACAUUACAGGUCAUGAACUUGCAAAUACAGCUGGAUAACAUGUCUUCCUACAUUGACGAGCAUGAGGAAAACAUGCAUGACCACCAGUAUCAUGCCAAGUACUAUGAAAAUAGGACUGAGGAAAGGUUUGUGACACUGGACACAAGAAUGAGUUCCAUUGAACUAGAGAUUGAGACCAUUGCCUCCAGCAUUAAUGCUACAGUCACCCAUGUUCAGAGCAUGUACAAAUACAUCAACAUGGAAAGCUCAUCUUGCCAGACAAAGCUGAGCGGCCACACAGAGGACUUGCAGAAUUUAAACAAUACUGUUUUGCUUCUGCUGAAUCUCGCUGAUUCUUUAAGAUCUCAGUAUAUGAUGCUUAAUGUCCGUCUUGAUGUGGAUAUGAGGAACAUCUCUAUGGUUAUGGAGGAGAUGAAGCUGGUGGAUACCAGUCAUGCCCAGCUGAUCCAGAACUUCACCAUUGUUAAAGGUGCUCCAGGUCCACCAGGUCCAAAGGGGAACAAGGGUGACCCAGGACCAUUAGGUCGUACAGGAUCAACAGGGAUCAAAGGGGACAAGGGACGUUUAGGUGUUCCUGGUCCUGUGGGACCAAAGGGUUUUAUAGGCCCUAAAGGAGCUCAAGGGGAACCUGGACCUUCUGGAGUCAAAGGAAGCCAAGGACUAAAAGGAGCCAAAGGAUCCUUGGGACAACCAGGACCUAAAGGUGAAAGAGGGCAGAAGGGUGACAUGGGAGUUGCAGGCAAAGAUGGAUUGCAAGGGCCACAAGGACCAACAGGAAUACAAGGGCAAGCGGGACUCCCUGGCGUACAUGGGAUUCCUGGGCCUAGAGGAAAACCUGGACCUGCUGGCCCACCAGGUCCACGUGGACCUCCUGGACCACCAGGGGACGUCACCUUGGGAUGAGAAAUGCUUAAUAUCCUCGUGUUGUGAUAUCUCAAAAACCACCUUGCUGGAAGCGCAACAAUUUAUGAAUAUGAAUGAACAUUUUGAAGUAAAUAUAACUGCAUACAUUCUAUAUAUGGUCCACCAUUUACAAACCUUAUGUUCAAUAUACAUUCCUCAGGCUAUAAACUGCGCAUAGAUACCCAAUAGUUCAUACGCAUCGCAUGACUAUGCACUUAGCACCAUGGUGGUUGCCUUGUACUAAUGGCGGAAGACUAUGUAGGUCUUACUACAGCACAACACUCUGGACAUUUACAGUUUAUGUUUUAUGGUUGAACAGAUGUUUUGAGAAUGUCUCUGAAUAAUGAAGCGGUAUGUUUUAAUAUUUGUCAUGGCCUUUUAAUCGUUUUAAUUAAGAAUUCCCUUACAUAUCAUGACAACAAAUGUUAAGGCACUUUAAACGUUAAUACUGUUCGCGAUCAAGCCAUUCUUUUAAAAUCAGAUUUAUUUUUUUAUGUACACCAUAACAUAUUCGGAGCAGGUACUCUGAACAAAAUAUAAGAACAUGGAAUUGUGAGAUUUUUUAAUUAUUAAUCCAGUGACAAAAAAGUGUAAAGUACAGUGAAAACCAUAAGAAAAUGCAAACUACAGCAUAAACACUACAUUUUUAAUCUACAUUUUGCUGAUUUUUAUUUUAAUGUUAUGAGAAAAAAAACAUAGUUAACACAUUUUAUGUUUUCGCGCAGCAUUACUGUAUACACUGUAUAUGAGUUUCAUUUUGACAGGAGUGUUUUGAACACUGUGUUUAAUAAAUAAAACCAUUUCUUAA
Clarias gariepinus (North African catfish) is the source of this 2870-nucleotide messenger RNA. RefSeq names its product scavenger receptor class A, member 3 (gene scara3). The coding region runs from base 308 to 2062 and encodes 584 amino acids. The transcript has 7 exons. The record is from RefSeq and is a predicted model, not a curated record. NCBI's taxonomy places the organism in Eukaryota, Metazoa, Chordata, Actinopteri, Siluriformes, Clariidae.